Trifolium pratense (red clover) is the source of this 1243-nucleotide messenger RNA. RefSeq lists its product as uncharacterized. The transcript is spliced from 10 exons. The record is from RefSeq and is a predicted model, not a curated record. Gene Ontology annotation, biological process: regulation of DNA-templated transcription. Gene Ontology annotation, molecular function: sequence-specific DNA binding; zinc ion binding. The coding region runs from base 171 to 953 and encodes 260 amino acids. NCBI's taxonomy places the organism in Eukaryota, Viridiplantae, Streptophyta, Magnoliopsida, Fabales, Fabaceae.
CCAGUAAAAUAAGCUAUAAGCUUUUUUUGAAAAACGUUUACCAAACAUGUCUUUUUUGGUCAUAUGAGCUUUUAAGCUAUAAGCUCAAAAUCUGGCCUUACUAAAUAGAGCCUAAGUCAACGGUUCUUGACAUGUAUCGUAGCAGCAAUAACUUUGGCAAAAACUAGGGGAUGAAGAGGAAGGGGAGGAACAACAUUUUGCUGCGUGAGAAGAAUGGGCAGUUUAAAUUCUUGAAGCAAAGCUGUGAUCCCUAUUUAUGUAUAUGUCAACAUUGUUUAUUCAAUGAAAAUAAUGUUAUGCGUCGUGGGCCAGAUGGACGGAAAAAUUUAUGUAAUGCAUGCGGUCUCUUUUGGACGAGAACGGGGAAGCUUAAAGAUCUCAGUAAGGGACGAGGAAAUCUUUCUAUUGAUCAAAGUGAUUUGGAUCCUCUUAUUGAUGUAAACGUUACUGUUCUUGAAGGAGAAUUUCCUGUCAUCCAAAAUGAACAAGGUAUUUCUGAAGAUCCUUCCAAGGCCAUUGCCGCUGAAGGUUCGAAUAAUCAUGCAUUAUACACCCGUGAUGAGGAAUUGCCUGAAUCUUUAGAACACCUAACAAACACUCUAGGAAUUGAUCAUUCUUCAGAAAAUGACGAUGAGCAGGAAAAAGGCCGGCUACUACCAAAAUUUUCUGAACGGGAUGUCAAAGAUCCAUCUUCAGCUGAGGGGUUCACAGUGAUUUUUAACGAGGCAAGGGAUGAGAAAAAGACAGGUAGCAAUCCUGAGUCACCAGGAAAGACUGCCACUGAACCUCACAACAAACCUCCACUGGAUCCUGGCAAACCUCAGAGUCCGAUGAAGAGCUUCACAUUUUCAGAGACUUCGGUGACGAUAGAGUCAUUGUUGUCAUUUCUCGAUAAGGACAUUCCAUCUACCUCAGAGGUAGACCACACUUCAGUUGUUGGCGUUUCUCAAUAAGGACUUUUCGUCUGCCUCGGAGAUGGAUCUUUAGGAGUCUCGGUGUGUAGGUGGUCACUUUUUGAAGUUGACUGUGGUGGAAUUCUUGGUAUGAUAUGUUUGGAUGAAUGUGUUAUGGAAUUAGGGGACAACACUUUUGGAGCAUCUUCUUCUUCUUCUUCUUCUGGGACUACACCAUGAUUAUGAGUAUCUUAGGUGAAGGUAUUUCACAGCUUAGAUGUUUUUCUUUUUUCUUCUGACAACACUUUUUUUGUAUAUAUUGAGGUAAUUCGGUAUAUGACUUUUUUGCA